Scleropages formosus (Asian bonytongue) is the source of this 924-nucleotide messenger RNA. RefSeq names its product OTU deubiquitinase, ubiquitin aldehyde binding 1a (gene otub1a). The record is from RefSeq and is a predicted model, not a curated record. NCBI's taxonomy places the organism in Eukaryota, Metazoa, Chordata, Actinopteri, Osteoglossiformes, Osteoglossidae. Bases 23 to 826 code for a protein of 267 amino acids. Gene Ontology annotation, molecular function: cysteine-type deubiquitinase activity; ubiquitin binding. Gene Ontology annotation, cellular component: nucleus. Gene Ontology annotation, biological process: negative regulation of double-strand break repair; protein K48-linked deubiquitination. The transcript is spliced from 7 exons.
UGUCAGGCAGCGGACGGGCAACAUGGCGGAGGACGAGGUGCACGAAGCUGCGCGGAGGGACAUGGACGGGGUCAACAGCCUAGCGUACGACGAGGCCAUCGUGGCCCAACAGGACCGGAUCCAGCAGGAGAUAGCCACCAGCAACCCCUUGGUAUCAGAGAGACAGGCCCUUUCGGUUCUGGAGGCAGAGUAUGCGGAGGAUGACACUGUAUACCAGCAGAAGAUUAAAGAUUUGCACAGAAAGUAUUCAUACAUACGGAAAACACGGCCCGAUGGGAACUGCUUCUAUAGAGCAUUUGGCUUCUCGCAUCUGGAGUCGCUGCUAGAUGAUACCAAGGAACUGCAGAGGUUCAAAGCGGUGGCGGCCAAGAGCAAGUUGGACCUGGUGAGCCAGGGCUUCACCGAGUUCACCAUCGAGGACUUCCACAACACGUUCAUGGACCUGAUCGAGAUGUGUGAGAAGCAGCCAUGUCUGGACGAGCUGCUCGGCGCCUUCAACGAUCAGAGUGUGUCCGACUACGUGGUCGUCUACCUUCGCCUGCUCACUUCCGGCUUCCUGCAGCGAGAGCACACCUUCUUCCAGCACUUCAUCGAAGGCAGCCGCUCCAUCAAAGAGUUCUGCCAGCAGGAAGUGGAGCCCAUGUCGAAAGAGAGUGACCACAUCCAUAUCAUCGCCCUCGCCCAGGCGCUCGACGUGCCCGUUCUCGUGGAGUACAUGGACCGGGGCGAGGGAGACACGGUGAACCACCACGUUUUCCCUGAAGGCAGCGAUCCUCGAAUCUUCUUGCUCUACAGACCCGGUCACUAUGACAUUCUGUACAAAUAACACGCAUUUCUGCUUUUCUUCAGAUGCUGCAUAGAGCCACAGACCUGCAGUGAUGUAUUUAUCGGUUCGGAGAGAGAAAAAAAAAAAAAAAAAAAAAA